CCAUUCACUCCACAACUCCCAUCCCUUGCUUCUACUUCCACUGCUCUUACUACUACUAGUACUAGUAUAGCCACAAUGGCUAAGAACACAAAGCUUUUGGUUCUUGGCUUCAUACUUCUCCUAGCCAUAGGUCUGUCCUCUGCAGCGAGGACUUUGAGUGAGGGUUACACGUCUGGUGGAGGUGGAGGAGGUGAAGGUGGAGGAGGAGGUGGAGGUGAAGGUGGUGGUGGAUCUGGCUAUGGAUCUGGGUCUGGAUCUGGGUCUGGGGGUGGUGAAGGUGGAGGAGGAUAUGGGAAAGGAGGUGGUGGUGGAGGUGGAGGUGGACAAGGUGGUGGUGGUGGAUCAGGAUCAGGCUCAGGAUCUGGAUAUGGGUCUGGGUCAGGAUCAGGAUAUGGAUCAGGUGGUGGGGGUGGUAAAGGUGGUGGUGGUGGUGGUGGUUCUGGCGGAGGACAUGGUGGUGGUGGUUCUGGUGGGGGACAAGGUGGUGGAUCCGGAUAUGGGUCUGGGUCUGGUUCUGGUGGAGGACAAGGAGGUGGUGGAGGACAUGGAGGUGGUGGUGGAGGUGGAGGAGGACAUGGAGGUGGUGGUGGAGGAGGAGCAGGAUCUGGUUCAGGGUCUGGAUAUGGUGAAGGUGGUGGAUAUGGGAGUGGAGGUGGACAUGGACGUCCUUAGAGGAAGGAGAGUAGGUCCAUGGAUGAGGACAAGCUCCAUGGAUUGAUAUGUUGAGCAGUAGUGUUUGUGUGAUAUGAUAUUAUUAAUUAUAAGAGCAUCAUUAUGUAGUAUGAGAAAUAAAGACUACUGCUUUUAUGCUUUAUAUAUUAUGCAGUAUUUGAGAAAUAAAACUAGUGCUUCUAUGCAUGCUUUUCGUA
Dioscorea cayenensis subsp. rotundata (Guinea yam) is the source of this 869-nucleotide messenger RNA. RefSeq names its product glycine-rich cell wall structural protein 2-like. The coding region runs from base 76 to 672 and encodes 198 amino acids. The record is from RefSeq and is a predicted model, not a curated record. NCBI's taxonomy places the organism in Eukaryota, Viridiplantae, Streptophyta, Magnoliopsida, Dioscoreales, Dioscoreaceae. The transcript has a single exon.